This is a messenger RNA of Didymella exigua CBS 183.55, 1860 nucleotides long. RefSeq names its product UV radiation resistance-associated gene protein. Lineage: Eukaryota; Fungi; Ascomycota; Dothideomycetes; Pleosporales; Didymellaceae. The record is from RefSeq and is a predicted model, not a curated record. Gene Ontology annotation, biological process: SNARE complex assembly. Gene Ontology annotation, molecular function: SNARE binding. Gene Ontology annotation, cellular component: lytic vacuole; endosome. The transcript is spliced from 3 exons. The coding region runs from base 1 to 1860 and encodes 619 amino acids.
AUGGCUCAGCUUCCGCAGCCGGAGCUGCCGCCUCCGCCGCGUGAGCGGCCCUGGUUGCUGCCUUCUAAUCGCAAGCUCAGACACCUCCAAGGCAUCACCAUCCGCAACCUCACCCUGUCGCUCGCGCCUGGGAGAUCUCGUGGGAAGACCAUCGAUGAUGAGGCAUUGCCGAGCACACUCAAGUCGCCGACCAAGACGCUGGCGCUGCGAGAGAGCAAGGCCUUGACCUAUUCACGCUCGUCCAGCGACCUGAAGAGCAUCCCGACAACGCCCACGCGACCAGCUAGGCCAACAAAGGCCCUGCGCCGCCGGUCGACGCUGGAGUGGACCAAUGCCAGCCCAUUGACUCGCCAGAAGAGGCUGGAGGACAUCACAGCAGGACGCAUGGCCGACACCUUCUUCACGCUGCACAUCGAGGCGCAGACAGAGCCAGUGUAUAUAUCUGAAGUCGCCGAGAAGGCCAUGAACCCCAACUUCAAGUUCUUUGACCUAGACCCGUGUGGGCCAGGCGUCACUCGACUCGACAAGCUGACCGUCAAACUGUGGGCCAGGAGCGAGACGAUGAGCGACUGGCACUUCUUGGCCGACUACACUGUACACUUUGGGUCGCUGCAAUUCAUCGGGAAGACCCUGGGCAACUUCAGACAUGCAUUGCCCCAGAACUGUGUCCUGUUCCACAUGACCGACGGCAUCUACACCAGCUUUACCGACCUGCCGGUGCAGGCACGGGCCGGCCAGGAGUUGCUCGCGCCGCCCAAAGAGAACCCAGACGGUCGCGUCUUCAGUUCGUCGUCUUACGAUGCUCUCAUGCGGCUAUCGACACUCGACGACUGCAUCCAAGAUGCCCUGAUCACCAGAGAUCGAAUUGCCGACGAAAUCGAGACCAUCUUGGAGACGAACAACGAGGCACUCUUGACGGUCGAGCAAGUGCCUGAAGCGGAGGAGAAGCUCAGGACUGUUCAAGCCGCAGUGACCGCUGAGCAGCGCAGGGUCUUUGCAAUGCGCCGACGUCGAGACGAACUCAAAGCGAGUAUACAGGCAAGAAGAGAGAAGAUGCAAGCUGGGCGCGAAAAGGGCGCGCUCAUAGCGUCUGAGCUGCCGACGCGUAAAGAACUGUGCAAAGAAACUACUGAAGCACUUGAGACUACAGCAGAAGACAUCGCCGGUCAACGAAGACGGAUCUGUGAGGACAUGCUCAACAUCUACCCCAUCGAUGCCUUAGCGGGCAAGUCGCUUGCCUUUACAAUACGAGGCCUCUUACUACCCAAGUCCCACUUCGACGACGCGAAUCCAGAUGUCACAUCUGCGGCCCUCGGCCACACAGCCCAAGUUGUCAGCAUGCUGUCGCCUUACUUCUCAGUUCUACUGCCGUACCCAAUAUCUCUCCACGGCUCGACAUCGACCAUUGAAGACCCACUAGCGAUGGGCCACAACAACGCGAACAACCCCCGUACAUACCCUCUUUACACGAAGGGUGUAGUCCGAUACCGCUUCGACUAUGCUGUAUUUCUUCUCAAUAAGAAUAUUGAGAUCCUGAGCAACGCCCUCGGCAUUCGGCCGCUGGACAUCCGACAGACGCUACCGAACCUCAAGUACUUUCUGUAUGUGGCCACGGCUGGGAAGGGCGAGCUGCCAGCAAGGAAAGCUGGGGGCAUCAAGGGCCUGCUUCGACAAGACGGACUCGGAUCUAGGAAGGGUAGCAUGGACAGCACGGGGACGGCGAGCAGUUUCGGUGCAGAUGCCAAGGGCAGCACAGGGCCGCUGAAGGUUGACCACCUGAGUGCCAACGGCACCCUAACUGGCACUCUGAAGCAGAAGACUAGCAUGCUGCCAGGGAGUAGGCUGAGACCCGCUGACUGA